Medicago truncatula (barrel medic) is the source of this 430-nucleotide messenger RNA. RefSeq names its product ubiquitin-like-specific protease ESD4. Bases 26 to 322 code for a protein of 98 amino acids. Gene Ontology annotation, molecular function: cysteine-type peptidase activity. The record is from RefSeq and is a predicted model, not a curated record. Gene Ontology annotation, biological process: proteolysis. The transcript has 3 exons. Lineage: Eukaryota; Viridiplantae; Streptophyta; Magnoliopsida; Fabales; Fabaceae.
ACGUUUUGAAGGGGUAUUGGAAUUUAUGAAUAAAGUACCGAACAAUAAAGCAAAUAUGUUGGCACCUUCGUUGGAGGUUGUAGUGGUGGAUUUACCAAAGCAAAAAAAUUGUCAUGAUUGUGGCGUUUAUGUCCUUAAGUACUUGGAGAUGUGGGAUGGUCAAGCAAAAUGGGGGCAGAAGAGUAUGCCCGACUAUUCAUUGGAGGAUAUCCUUCGGAUUCGCAGUGACAUUGUUUGUCGUUUGGUGCUUCAUGAAGAAAAUAAGCUGAGAAGUUUUGUAUUAGAUAAUGCAAUGUUACCCGCGGACUUAUUGAUCGAUUAAACAUACAUUUUCUAACUUAAUUGUGGUCGAUUGUUAGUGAUGUACAUUUGACGAAGACAUACUUUUUUUGGUUAUUGAUGGUCAUCUAUAAAAGAUUAUACUUGUUCA